GUAACUGUAAAAAAACGAUUUAUAAUUACGAAACGGUUAAUUAUAAUCAGCGGAACCUAGUAUGGUAUGAUAUACCUAGGUAGUUAUAGGGCCUCGUGCGCGCGGCACUUAGCGUCAUUGGUAGAUUCCUCAGGUUGUGAGACACCUGACGCCGGGCAAGACGCAAGAUCCGAGAGUCCGGUCAAGCCAAGCCAGGUGCCCGUUCAGCAACCCACUUUUAAGCCACGGCUCGCAUCUGCGCUACAGCAUGUAAGAGCCCCUUUUCAGUCGUAAUUUUUUUUCAAUAUAUUGAUUUUGCGACGCCAUUUGUACAUUAUAUGGAAUGCAGAUUCUGGUUGUUGUUUAAUUUAAACUAUAGUUAUAUUUACUCGUUCAUUGGUAACUCGGAGAAAUAAUUACACGACUCAUACAGUAUCAUAUUGUCGUUCGCGUUGCUGCCGCAAUGGCCGGUCGUCACCCGCUCCAGAGAUUUGUGUCUCCGUCGAGACAACUCUCCGCCCUCAUUCACUUGGCGGGAAUACUGUCCUUUGCAAGCUCGUUCAAGUUCCUAAGUGCAUGGGAGACGCCAAUGUCAGCCGCCUUCGGGGGGCACUUCCAAUUCCUUACCAUUAUUGGACUGUCCCUCGCGCUAUGCACCUUCGUCGUCGGGUUUCUAGCCGACGUUACGCUCUCUUCACGGCUAUUUGCGCUGAAGAACAUCCUCUCCGUAUGCUCGGCACCGCUAGAGGUGUUGAUCAGCAUAUUGUAUUGGGGCCUUUGCGCCAUUGAUAAAGGUCUAGUUUUCCCCCCCGAAUUCCAGCUUGAUCUGCUGCCAGACGUCGGGUUUCACGCCGCGCCGGCAGUUUUUCUAGCUGCGGACUUGCUGCUGUUCAGCCCGCCAUGGAUGAUCCAUGGCUUCUCGGCGUUGGCUUUGAGCGAAUCCUUGGCGCUACUAUACUGGGUUUGGAUAGAGUACUGCUUCUCUCGCAAUGGCUGGUACCCCUAUCCUAUUUUCGAUAAGCUCAGCACGUGGCAGCGGAUCGUAUUGUUUACUUUCUCCGCCCUACUGAUGACUGGGAGCACUAUGACACUAAAAUGGACUUAUGGAAAAAUCAACGGCGUUGAGGAAUUUAAAAAGCAAGCUGUAGCGGACCCUGCAGGUCUCCGGAAGAGGAAAUGAUUACGAUUUUUAAACAUUAGGGAGAGGGGG
Messenger RNA from Daldinia caldariorum, 1189 nucleotides. RefSeq names its product FAR-17a/AIG1-like protein. NCBI's taxonomy places the organism in Eukaryota, Fungi, Ascomycota, Sordariomycetes, Xylariales, Hypoxylaceae. Gene Ontology annotation, cellular component: endomembrane system; membrane. The record is from RefSeq and is a predicted model, not a curated record. Bases 443 to 1159 code for a protein of 238 amino acids. The transcript is spliced from 2 exons.